This is a messenger RNA of Mizuhopecten yessoensis (Yesso scallop), 5841 nucleotides long. RefSeq names its product acetyl-coenzyme A synthetase 2-like, mitochondrial. The transcript is spliced from 14 exons. Gene Ontology annotation, cellular component: mitochondrion. Gene Ontology annotation, molecular function: acetyl-CoA synthetase activity; AMP binding. Lineage: Eukaryota; Metazoa; Mollusca; Bivalvia; Pectinida; Pectinidae. The coding region runs from base 47 to 2110 and encodes 687 amino acids. The record is from RefSeq and is a predicted model, not a curated record.
CUCAACUGGUGUUGACCUUAUUUACAGCUCGUCAAGUUGUACAACGAUGGCGGGUGCUAAGUAUCUCUAUCAGGUUGGAAAAAAUAACUCAUUGCUCCUUAUCAGCAGCUUGAAGAACUCAAUUACUUGUCAUGCAUGGAAAGGUGUCUCCUGCACACAUUUUAGAGGGAUAACAACGACGCCAUUUCCAGAAUUUCAAGGAGACUCUCGGUUUAAAUCUCAUGCAGAUUUGCACAAUGCGAGUUUGCAGAAUCCAGACCAUUUUUGGGGUACACUUGCCAAAUCUAGGUUACAGUGGUUUCAGACAUUUAACCAAGUGAAAGACUGUGAUAUAAACAAGGGACAUAUACGCUGGUUUAUGGAUGGGAAGCUGAAUGCGUCUGUUAACUGUGUGGACAGAUAUGCAGAGAAGAAUGGUGAUGCUAUAGCCUUGAUCUGGGAGAAAGAUGAACCGGGAACGGAGGAAUAUGUUAGCUACAGGCAGCUGUCACAAAUGGUCAACAAGAUGGCUAAUAUGCUCAAGAGUUUUGGCGUAUGUCGUGGAGACCGUGUGGCUAUCUAUCUUCCUACCUCACCAGUCGCUGUGGCAGUCAUGAUGGCGUGUGCUAGGAUCGGGGCCAUCCAUAGUGUGGUGUUCGCUGGGUUUAGUGCUGAGGCUCUGGCUGGAAGGAUCAUUGAUGCUGAUGCUGAGACUGUGAUAACAUCUGACGAGGGAGUGAGAGGAGGGAAGAUCAUCCCCCUCAAACAGACCGUGGACGCCGCCGUGGCCAACUGUCCAUGUGUAAAACGGGUGUUUGUUUACCAGAGGACUGGGAAUCCUGUCCCUAUGGGCAAACUGGACAUCUCCCUAGACAAGGAAAUGGCUAGCCAGUCAGACGUGUGUGAACCAGAGAAGAUGGGGAGUGAGGACCUCCUGUUUAUGCUGUAUACCUCAGGGUCAACAGGGAAACCCAAAGGGAUCGCACACUCCACCGCCGGAUAUCUUCUGUACGCUGGUAUCACACAAAGGCAUGUGUUUGACUAUCGGGAGGGUGAGAGGUUCGGCUGUGUGGCAGACAUUGGUUGGAUCACCGGCCACACCUAUGUGGUGUACGGACCACUGAGUAAUGGUGCCACAACGGUGUUGUUUGAGAGUACACCCACCUACCCAAAUCCAGGGCGGUACUGGGAGAUGGUGCAGCGACUGAGUCUGGACCAUAUUUACUUGGCCCCAACCUCCUUACGACUCCUGCUCAAGGAAGGCAAUGAGUGGGUGAAAAAGUAUGACCGGUCUUCACUCAGGAAACUUGGCUGUGUUGGUGAGCCAUUGAAUACUGAAGCAUAUGACUGGUACAAUGAUGUUGUUGGAGAUGGCAAGUGUGAGGUUGUGGAUACCUGGUGGCAGACAGAGACUGGAGGGAUAGCUUUAGCACCCAGACCAUCUGCUCCAGGAGCCAAGAUAGUAGCGUCCAAACCCAUGAGACCACAUUUUGGGAUUCAACCUGCUCUGAUGGACAAGGAUGGAAAGGAACUGACUGGCAGUAAUGUACAAGGAGCCCUGUGUAUUAAGUCAGUGUGGCCUGGUAUGGCACGUACAAUAUACGGGGACCACAAACGCUUCCUCGACACCUACUAUAACCCAUACCCUGGUUACUACUUCAGUGGGGAUGGAGCGCAUCGGUGUGAGGACGGGUACUACCAGAUCACAGGACGGAUGGACGAUGUUAUCAAUGUCAGCGGCCACAGAAUAGGCACAGCUGAAGUGGAGGAUGCCAUGGAUGAUCAUUCACAAGUGGCCGAGACGGCUGUGGUUGGCUUCCCUCACGACAUCAAAGGAGAAGGUAUAUAUGCUUUUGUGGUGACCAUGGAAGACAUUAAUCCAGAGGAUGCUGAUACUUUAAGAGAUCAACUUAAAUCCAUUGUCAAGACCAGGAUAGGUGGCUUCGCUCAACCAGACAGGAUUCUGUUUACUCCUGGAUUACCAAAGACAAGGUCUGGGAAAAUAAUGAGAAGAAUUUUGCGAAAGGUUGCAGACAACAAACCAGAGGAACUUGGUGAUAUAUCUACACUGGUUGACCCGUCUGUUGUUGAGAUUCUGGUACAGAAACAUGGUGAGGAGUUCAAGGUCUGAGGCCCUUCUGUUACAGCUAGGCAGCUCGUAGACCAAUCAAAGCAGCUGUUUAUCUCGUGAAUAAUUCCAUUACAUACAUGUAGUGCAACCUUGGUUUCUGAAGUCUAAUGUGAGCGGUCCAACAUUCAGGACCAGGGACAUGGCUAAAUUUUCAUAAUUUUCAUAUUGAGAGUUUUAGCUGUGUAAUGUAUCUGUGAAACGAGUUACACUACUUUCCUUAUUAGACGGCCAAUUAUAAAAUAUAUUGACUAUUGCUAGUAACGGGAUAAUAAUAUAUAAUGUUGAGGGAAACUGUACACUUCUACAGAGAAUUGGUGUACUAGAAGCUACAGAGAAUUGGUGUACUAGAAGCUACAGAGAAUUGGUGUACUAGAAGCUACAGAGAAUUGGUGUACUAGAAGCUACAGAGAAUUGGUGUACUAGAAGCUACAGAGAAUUGGUGUACUAGAAGCUACAGAGAAUUGGUGUACUAGAAGCUACAGAGAAUUGGUGUACUAGAAGCUACAGAGAAUUGGUGUACUAGAAGCUACAGAGAAUUGGUGUACUAGAAGCUUACUGUAGAAGUGUCCUUGUCAUUUAUCUACAUUUCCUACCGUUCUGGUCAUGUUUGUUAUGAAAACUUAAGACUCAGGUGUUGUUUAAGGUUCAAAUGAGACCGGAAACCGUUACAUUUUCUGUUAGAGAAUCAUUUUAGGUCAAGGCCUAUAGUUUUUCAUUGAGUAAGAAAUGAAUGCUGUUUUUCUUUGGUUUUUUUUGUGUAUUCUUGUCUGUUUGUAAGAAAUUUUAUAUUGAGGUGUUUGUAAGAAAAAUCUGUUGAAAAUAUUUUUAUAUUGAAAUUUGUUUGAAAUUUGAGAAGACACUAAAUCAUACAAUGUGGUGGUGGCAUAAUUCAGGAUAAAGGUUGUUCAUCCUUCAUCAGCCUUCUCUGCCUUUUGGAGAGGAGCCCUCACAACUGAUGCUUAAAAUCUUAUUCUGAUACAUCUUUGUUUUUUGCUGAAAUUCAGUUUUAUAGAAUAGUCAUUGUAUUGUUUGCAAUAGCAGUGACUAUAUCACAUUAGUGUUUUAUCAUAUAGGGCAUUUUUAUUUUUUUUUAUGAAUAUUUUUGAGGUUUUUUUUUAACAUGGUUUCGCCCAAACAUUUGGUUAUCAAGUACAUUGUAUAUCAUCUGGUGCUAUAGUAACAAAUUAUAAAAAUGUUCACAAUGAAGUUGCAUCAGCUUUUUAAAUCAGUUUACAUUUGCCAAAUAUUGUUGUGAUCAUAACUUAAGGUAUCGUGAUGUUGUAAUAAUUUGUAUACACAUGUAUAACGAACAUGAACUAUGCAACCAUGAUCAUAAAUGGUAAAAAUCUAUUAUCUUUUGAAGAGAUAUCGUGUGAAAGCAACAUACAAUCCAAAAACUGCCAAUUCUGAUCAAGUAUUAAAGUGGUAAGUUUUUGGUUGGUGAUGCCCGUUAGCCCUUGCAUUAACAUACCAAGUUUUAGAUAGGAGGGUGUGAUUAGGUAAGAAAUGUCUGUUUUUAGUACAAAGUCCUUACAUUAAGUGAGAAGUUUUAGGUUGGUGGGUACUGCUAGCAUGUUUAAGGUUAGCAGUGCCUAAUUUAAGUGCUAACACCUUGAAUUACAUUGUGAAGGUGUAGUUUGAAGGUUGCUGCUAGCAUGUUUAAGGUUAGCAGUGCCUGUUUUCAGAGCUAAGACCUUGCAUUAAAGUGAAAGUAAUUUCUGGAAUAUCUAAUUCACCUUCAAUCUUACAUGUCAGCAACGAUUGUGAGUUUCAUGGUUGCUAUUUUAAAACUGGUUAUUCUUGGGUUUUUUUAUGCAAAUGAAUUUUUUUUUAUGGAAAGGUACACCGUUACAUAGUUUUGUUGUCAGUUUACUGAAGGACAAGAGCUAUGGCAACACAAACUUAAUGGUGACAGGUUACCAACAUCCAGUACAAUAUAUUUCAGCUGAUAUUAAUAGAUUGUGAUAAACUACCGUUGUGAAAUUGAAUGUCUUUUACAUAUGUAAAUUUAUUUUAAGACAACCAUGUGAUAACACCUCAAUACUGUGACAGAAAACUUUAAAAUAUCUAGUUCACCUGGUCUGAAGGAUAAAGGUGAGCUAAUGCCAUACCACUGCAUUCGUCGUCAUUCAUCAGCAGGUUUGAACACCCUUAGGGGAUGCAGAAUAAAGAUAAUACACAUCAAGGGACUGACCUCUGGGCGCUGAGGGAUAGGCCAAAACAAGGUAAUAUGGCCAUAUUGCUUUAAACCAAUCUUCCCUGGAACUUUCUGAUGGAUGUGAAACGUAUUCAUUUGGACGCAUCCCUAGAUAUUGAUGCACACAGAGGCCGACUCCCAAGGGUGCGGAGGGUUUGGGCUAAAAAUGGGAUAGCUUGGAAAUGAUUGAGAUCCUCACUCUUUAACCAUAUGCCUGUUUGCUGAGCCAGAAGAGAUAAACACAAUCAUUUCAUUAGAAUUGGCCCAGGGGGUUUCCCAAGCAUUUGGGGACUUUGUACAUCAGUCAUAACACGAAAUGGUCAAGAUCCCUUACCCAUUGUCAUACAUCCAAUUGAUGUUCAUGAAGGGACAAAUAUAAGAAUACCACCAGGAUUGGCUCAAGGGUCCAACCCUGCCCCUGGUGGUCAAUCCAAGAUUAAUAACAUGGAAGCUGUUGAGAUCCUUCCACAUAACCAUAUAUAUAUUAUUCAAUUACUGGGUAUAAAGGGAUCAACAGAAUCAUGCUUUUAGAAUAAGCCCCAUGGUCUGUAGAGUUUUUUGCAACAAUAAUUUAAUGAGAAUAUCUUGUCAUGAUGGCUUAAAUAACCAUUUGAGCGAUACAGGCCCUGCGGGCCCCCUUGUUGUAUAGUAAAUCUAUAUACUGGAGCUUUUGAUAGAGAAAUGGGGACAGACAUAGGGUGUGUUCAGUAAGGAAACUGUUUUGGAAUGUAGGGUUUAUAAUCGGAGUUGGAAAUAACGAUUUUAUAUACAUUAAUGUGAAUCUGUAAUUCAACAUUAGAACUUAUUUAUAGAAUCUAGAGAAGCAAAUUUCCAAUUCAAAAUAUUUGAAUCCUUUUUUUUUCACGUUUCUUGAAAUGUACCUGCUCGAAACAAUCCAAAAUGUUUUUUUUUAUUAAACAAUACCCAAGAGAUCUGAUCAAAGUUUUGUCUUUGUGGAGCUUUUGCUAAGAAUUUUCUAAUAAACCUGCAGCAGUAAUUACAGAUUGGCUUUGAUGACAAAUGUACUCUUAAAACUGUGGUAUAAGUAACUGGGAUAUCUGUAACCAGUUGCAGUGAAUUAUAUAAGUACUGUCCUCCAUUAUUAGCCUACAUAAGUACAAAUGUAGCUGUAUUAUUGAAUCGACUGUCGAUUCCUAGUCAUAUUUGGUAACUAUAUUCGCUUGAUAAAGGUUAAUUAUAUCCAAGAGGUUUAGUUUAGUGCAUAUCUAUAUUUAAUAUGACAAAAUUGGGAAAUCAAAAAAACAGUGAAAGGAUUAAAAGAAAAAAAUAUUUUUAUUGAGAAUUCAUUUUCUCCUUUUAAAGUGACCAUGUUCUCGAGUGUGUUUAAGUGAUAGUGACUAUGUUAUACAUUUCUGUACCAUUUAUUCAUUCAUUAAUACUCAACAUUGUAUAUAUGCAUGUUCAUGAAAUUAAAAGUGCUGUGACAUUUGUACACCUGAUAAGGUAGGAAUGUACUACCUUUUUUACAUACAUUUAUACAUGUCUAGUAAACAGAAUAAAAUCAUACUGAUGC